Molecule: messenger RNA, 702 nt
Organism: Cloeon dipterum
Lineage: Eukaryota; Metazoa; Arthropoda; Insecta; Ephemeroptera; Baetidae
Product: calcium release-activated calcium channel protein 1-like
Exons: 3
Coding region: 1-702 (233 amino acids)
Biological process (GO): store-operated calcium entry
Cellular component (GO): membrane
Molecular function (GO): store-operated calcium channel activity
Source: RefSeq, a predicted model, not a curated record
AUGCAAGUGUCCGAUAAGGUACCGGGCAAGGAAACCACUAAUCCUUUCGUCUGGCCCGUGGAGUUGGGUCAGGUGGAAGCAGGUCUGGUGCCGAUUGCAGCAAGCAAAUCAGCUGGGGGGAAACUGCACAACACACCUCUGGGGCUGGCGUGGAGGCAACUGCACUACCGCACAGCCAAACUGAAAGGGGUGCACCGCUCUGCGCAUCUGAUCGCCUUCUUUGCUAUGGAAGCAAUGGCCGAGCUGCAAGUAAACGUUCCGUCCACCGCGCCGGGCUGGCUGUUUUCCCUUUACGCGGCCAACACUGUCCUGCUGAUCACGUCCAACUUUUUCGCCCUGAUGGUCAGCACGUGCCUGCUGCCUCGGAUGAGCGCCAUCUCCGAAGAGUACGACGUCGACCAUCUGCGCGCGGUGCCGUCCUUUUCCAUGCACGACCGGCUGCACGGUUUGGUCUCACUGAGCGCCGGCCUGGCCCACGUGCUUGGCCUCUUUCUCUUCCUGGUCGAGAUAAUCCUGCUCAACUGGGUUAAAUUCUGGGACUUCUCAGAGCCGGCAGCGCUGGCCGGCUCCUUGACCAUGGUCCCUUUUCUCCUCCUGUUUGUAGUGACGUUUUUCCACUUUCGCAAAACCUUGGCCGAACACGCCUGCAGCACACGCAUGUCCAGGAUCGAGGUGCGGAUCGAGUUGAAGAAUGUCGCGUGA